AUGUAUCGUGUAGAGUACGACGUGUCGUCGCAGUUUACUGCAAGAGGACAUCAAGAUCAGUGGUGUCCAGUAGCACCUACACCAGCUAUCUGGGUCGUACAGACUGUGAGGACUAGCGCACCGACCACAGACCCGAUCUCAAGUGGAUACUUUCGAUUAGAGCUGACACGGAGGAACAUCGUGGAAGUAUCCGACCCGAUCCCUUGGAACGCAGUCGCGGGAGCGAGUGACGAGGCGAGUUCUGUGUCAUCUUCGUCGUCCGGCGUUUUCUGUACGACGGGAGUUGCCGUCUGUACGACCGCUCAGAUCCAAACUUCGGGGUCUAUGCAGUCGAAACUCGGGCAGUUUUCACAACUUGAGAGUGGGGUGGAGGUCACACGCAGUGCUGGAGAUGGUGGCGGUUAUAUGUGGACGAUCACGUUUCUAGACGGUGGAGACGAUUUCUCACUUACGCCUAGGGAUGUCAAUCUCGCGUGUACAGGUGCUGGUUGUACGGGGACGUACGGUGUGCUUCCACCUUCCAAGUCCAGAGCCGGUGUCAAACCUUCGAGCUGCUCUGGGAGCCACGUGAUCCCCACUUCGGGUGCGUUGAAUAAGGGACAACUGUACUAUGUACGCGUAUUCGCAUACAACCAGAUCGGCUUUGGAGAUCCUCAACUGGCUGUGUCUCCUCAGAAACCUAUGGUGGUCCCAGGAGCUCCAACUGGCGUGACCUUGGCGGUGCUAACCGUAUCCGAGCUCGUCGUACUCUUUAAUCCACCCGAUGAUAACGGUGGGGAUACAGUCGCAGGGUACGAAGUGCAGUGGGCUACAGAUACAGCAUUCACGUCUCCUAGCUCCGCUCUCGUCCAACUGACGACGGGUAUGAGCUCUCCUUACAAACGUAUCAUCUCGUCUCUAACGAAAGGAACGCGGUACUACGUUCGUGUUCGAGCGCGCAACUCGCAAGGUCUUGGACAAUUCCAAGUCUCUUCUCCAGCUUCACAACAACCAUACACGACACCAAGCUCACCCACACAGGUCGUGCUUGGGAUCACCAGCUCGACCAUGUUAACGGUGGGGUGGGCUCCCCCUAUUGACGACGGAGGAGACGCGGUUUCCGGGUAUAUUGUGCAAUGGGAUGUGGUUCCUACCUUUGAUUCCUUAGCCACAGGAAGCACCACUGCGGUGAUCAACGACGCGACUCAACGGGCGUACACGAUAACGCUCUUGACGCCUGGCACACGGUACUACGUCCGUGUGUUCGCCAAGAACCUCGGAGGUAAAGGUACUCCACAGACGUCGACUCCAGCGUCGAUAAUACCGGCUACAACGCGUCCGGGUAAACCCAACUCGUUGGCUGCUGCGCCCACGGCUACUGUCGGGCAGCUGCAAGUUGUAUGGCAACCACCGCGUAUGCCAGCGCAUGGAAUUCCGUGUGCUGGGACGUUGCCAGCACCUCAGAGUUGCCCUGUUUUGGGUGGACUAGACAUGGUGUUUGGAGGCGUGAGUCUUGAGAGUUACUUGGUGCAAUAUGCAGACUCUAGCGACUUCUCUUUGGCUAAGGAGGUCAGUGUUACGACCACGUCGGCAAUUGUAUCGGGGCUCGAAAGUGGGAAAACCUACUAUGUUAGGGUUCUUACGGUGAAUAGUCAAGGACUUAACAGCGACUUCUGCAUGCGAGCGAACGCCCAAGGUCUGCUCUGCCCGGGCCACUUAGUGCUAGAAGACGGUAGUGUCGUCACGGGAGACUUUGUCUUCGCUGCACCAAAGUAG
This is a messenger RNA of Phytophthora infestans T30-4, 1755 nucleotides long. RefSeq lists its product as uncharacterized. The transcript has a single exon. The record is from RefSeq and is a predicted model, not a curated record. Lineage: Eukaryota; Oomycota; Peronosporomycetes; Peronosporales; Peronosporaceae. Gene Ontology annotation, molecular function: protein binding. Bases 1 to 1755 code for a protein of 584 amino acids.